UGGGAGGCGGCGGCCGGGCAGGUUCUUGGGCUGCGGCGGAGGUUCCUAGCCAGGAUGUGGAUCCUGUUGGGGGUGUGCUUGAUCCUUGGCGGGGCAGCCUCUUCUCUGCGGUGCCCUGAUGGACUCGAAUGCGAGGGACCCCGCGGCUGCUGCAAGGAUCCUGGGGGGGAUGGAUAUGCCUGCUGUGACCAGCCCCAGUUCCCAGGAGUAUCCCUGCGCAUGUUGCCUCCAAGGCCCCCGACUGAGGACUCUGGCGUUGUGUGUCCCGAUGGCAGCAUGUGUCCCCUGGAGUACUCCUGCCUGCGUACUCUGGAUGCGUCCUAUGGCUGCUGCCCCUGGGGCGAGAGAGCUGGGCCGCAGCAGUACCCUUUGAGAGGCAGGGGCCUGAUCUGCAUCUGA
This is a messenger RNA of Gekko japonicus, 399 nucleotides long. RefSeq names its product granulin (gene GRN). The transcript is spliced from 4 exons. Lineage: Eukaryota; Metazoa; Chordata; Lepidosauria; Squamata; Gekkonidae. Gene Ontology annotation, cellular component: extracellular region. The record is from RefSeq and is a predicted model, not a curated record. The coding region runs from base 55 to 399 and encodes 114 amino acids.